Orbicella faveolata is the source of this 3929-nucleotide messenger RNA. Its product is annotated as kinesin-like protein KIF17. The record is from RefSeq and is a predicted model, not a curated record. NCBI's taxonomy places the organism in Eukaryota, Metazoa, Cnidaria, Anthozoa, Scleractinia, Merulinidae. Gene Ontology annotation, biological process: microtubule-based movement. Gene Ontology annotation, molecular function: microtubule binding; ATP binding; microtubule motor activity.
UACCGUCCAAGUUGAGGUUUGUUUGUUUCUGGACCAUUGAAAGGCAAGUCUAGCGUUGCGGAACAUGACACAUUCACUGAGCGUGUUCACUUGAUCACUUGGCUUAAGUGUUCAAGGAAUUUAACGUUAAGAUCAACUAAAAUUACUCGGCCAUGGAAUUUCUGAAUAUUUGAUCUGUGCCAGUCUGCCCGGGGAGUCGAUCGAAAGAUUCCUCUGCUUUGUCGCCCUUGUUGUAUGUACAUAAUGUCUGUUGGCCGAUUGUAUGCGCGCUAAAAUGCUUGGAUUCUCUGGCAAGCUUGCAAGGAAAUAGGUCUUCAAAUUUUGCAACUAAGACUAACGAUGGAAGUGGAGCCAAUAAUUCUAGUGAACUUAAAGCCAAAUAAAGUCUGGUAGCAGCAACGACAAGUAGGCUUCGGAGGAGAGGCACAUUAUCAGCAAUUUUACCUCAGCCACUCCUCCCGCUGUGAGGCCCAGUAUGAGCGAGAGCGUCAAAGUCAUUGUUCGCUGUCGGCCAUUGAAUGAAAAAGAGCGCGAAAUGAAGACGCGAUUUGUCAUUGAAACAAACUCUUCACUGCAACAGUGCAGCAUAAGGAGGCCUGGUGACGACCCAAAGCUAUCAAAAACUUUUACGUUCGAUGGAGUUUACGGAAUUUCAAGCAGCACUGAGAAAAUCUACUCAGAAAUUGUUCGUCCGAUUGUGAAAGGCGUUCUUGAUGGAUACAAUGGCACGGUUUUUGUCUACGGUCAAACGUCUUGCGGAAAGACGUUUACAAUGGAAGGCAUUGAAAGUCCAUCCGCCCAAAACGGGAUCAUUCCUCGAUGCUGUGAGCACAUUUUGAGCGCCAUCCGCCAGAGGAGCUUGGAUCAGCACUCGAAAUACCUCCUACGCGUUUCAUACCUUGAAAUAUACAACGAAGAAAUCCGAGAUCUACUUGUGAAGGAUUGUAGGUACAAACCUGAAAUCAAGGAACACCCAGAUAAAGGCAUCUACGUUAAAGGUCUUUCGAGUAUUACUGUGGACAGUUACGCGGAUAUGCAGGAAAUUUUCGACUCAGGAGGAAAGAAUCGAUCUGUCGGCGCGACUGCAUUGAAUUCAGAUUCCUCUCGAUCACAUUCGAUUUUUACUGUGGAUCUUGAGGCGUGCGUUCGUUCACGCCAAGGAGAGAAUGAGAUAUAUAGAACAGGAAAACUCAACCUGGUCGAUCUGGCCGGAAGUGAACGCCAAAGUAAAUCUGGUUGUACCGGUGAACGAUUUAAGGAAUCAACCAAGAUAAACUUGUCUUUGUCUGUCCUUGGAAAUGUCAUUUCUGCGCUAGUCGAUGGCAAAUCUAAGCAUGUUCCGUAUCGCGACUCAAAGCUCACGAGGCUACUGCAAGAUUCUUUAGGAGGAAACUCCAAGACCUUAAUGGUGGCUUGCAUUAGCCCUGGGGAGAACAAUUAUGAAGAAACAUUAAGCACGCUUAGGUACGCAAAGCGUGCAAAAGACAUCAAGAACAAACCAAAGAUCAACGAAGAUCCAAAAGACACGAUCAUAAAACGAUAUCACGACGAGAUCCAGCAGCUUAAGAAAAUUAUUGCCAAGGAGAUUCCAGUUUCGAGGCAGCUAGCGACUGAGCUUAAAGAAAUCACUGAAGAAACAAGAACCAGAUCAUUAAGCUAUUGCCAGACCAUAACACAGAGACGCGAAACGAAUCAAUCAAGUCAUCUAAGUGUGAAGGAAUAUCAGUCGAGUCUUUGUGAAACACAAAGGCUUCACACGAACGCUUGUCACGAGACAACGACGUUGAAGAGAGAGCUCGAUGAACUUAAAACUCAGCUUCAGAUUCAGCAGAGGAGGCUUGAAUACGAGGCGAGGAAAACUGUCCUUGAGGAACAUAAAACCGCAUUAAUGCUACUAAGAGGCCGAAGAACCGCAGACGGAUGCAGCGAGUCCGAAAUCGGUAAAGCUUCUAGUGUAAACAAAGGUGAAAUGCAAUCUCGAGCGCACGAUUCGCCGGACGUUGUAGCAUUUAGAGAAUAUUCACCGGAAGUGUCGCCACCGGAAGUGUCGUCACGAGAAGCGACAAACUUGUCCGGUUACAUAAAUACAGAGUCAGAAAAUUCGGCAUUAAACUUGGACAACGUGAAAAUGAGAGUGACGCCAGAAACAGAAUUGACGUCAGAAACGGAAAUAAAUUCAACACCCGAAGUACCUGUCAUGAUCUCUGUCGCAACUUCAACUAACGAUUUACACUUACUGGAAGCAGAUGUUGAAUUGGAUGAGGAAGAACCGAGCGGAGAGUGGAACAUUCGAGAAAACAUCCUAUAUCGAGAAGAAGCCGAGGGACGGUCUAGAAGCGUAUCACCAUACACUGCAGAGAAGAAGAGCUAUGCUAAGGUGGAAGCCUCCGAGAGCGAAGUCGUUUACCAGCUGGAUGAAGAGGGUCCUGUUAGCAUAGGAUUAUGCUGCCUUUGUCCCGAGAUUUCUUUCUUCGGUGAAAGGUUCCAAUUUUAUCAGCACAGACGUCUUGAGGAGUUUUUGCGACGGAAACAAAAAUUACCUUAAAGGAGCAAGUUCGUCAUUUGUGAUACGUUUUAACCAUAUCAGUUCUUUUUCCUUUUUGUUUUACUAUUUCUUAUUUAGGUUUUUUUUUACACUGGUAACCUUUUAUUAACAGGUUUUCCCUCGAUUUGAACAUAACUUUGUACUUUGUACAUCGCACAAAAUUACUUAACAGACGGUGGCAUAGCCGCUUUGAAGAAUCAGACCAGGCGAAAAUAAUUGUCUUUUACAGCAUAAUUCAAAACUUUGAAAAAAAUAAAACAGUUUAGCAAGAUUAUAGUGUUGUUUGAUUCGGUUCCAGAAUUGUCUUCGAAAUACAAAAAAAAACUAAUGCGAGAUAUCUUUGUAGUUUAGCUUUUGGCGCAGAAUAAGUUUGUCAUGUUGAAUUCUUUCCCCAGAGCCACCUGACCCUCAUAGCCGGGGGAGCCUUGGCACGAACCUUUUCCUAGUGCCAAGCCCAUGUAGGCCAAGAGAAACAGGUGGCUCUGAGGACUAUAUUACUAGGAAAAAUUUUCGGAUGAUUUCAAUUUCAGACAAAAAAAAUUGUCCGAAAAUAAAACAGUCCGAAAUUUUUAAGCAUCCGAAAUAUUUACAGUGCAACAUGAGACUUUGAAGCUCCAAUGCUCUUAGUUUCCUUUAUGCUGGGCUUUAUGGAGCGAACUCUAGUUGAGACACUGCUGAACAUGCGUUAAGGCUUGAUAGAAUUUUUUUGUCGUUGGUGUAUUCGUAAAACCUUCAGGGUUCAGUAAAACUAUCAUUUCCACCGAUGUCGUUUCAGUCUAAUUCGAGUUUUGUAGGCGUAAAUUUGCUUUAGCUUUGUUUCAGCAAAGUUUCCGAAAUUGUUGUCCGAAAUUUGUCCGAAAUGAGAUCAAAAGUGUCCGAAAAUUUAGCGCCCGCAUUAAAACGCCCGAAAUUGUUUGCAAGUAAUGUAGUUUAUGCUUGUGUUACAUGUAAAGUUCAAUAAUGUUUCUGAACACGCGUAGAUAGAGUAGCCGACAUUUUUUUCGUAUAUUUUGCGGUCUAGUCAAGCCACAAUAGGCCCAAUAUUUCCAAAAUCUUGGGGUAAAUGGUAAACAAACUCCGUCUCCCCAGCCUCCUCCGUCUGCCUAACCAAAAACAAAAUUAACAUUAGUGUUACUGGUGCUCUGAAUUUUUCGUGCAAGCUAAUUUUCCAAAGGCUAUUACUAGUUUUGACAGCUCUACUGAGUACCUAAUCUAUCACAUUCAAGGGACAUGUCACAACACAACACAUCAAGGAACUGCCAAAACAUCUCAAAUUGCACAAAACUAAGCAUAGAGUCUAAGUUGCGCUAGCCUUUAGUGGGCAAUAUUCAUGAACAUUGUCUAAAUGAGCACACUGUGACUGGCAAUGAAAGAUUCGCUCCCA